Molecule: messenger RNA, 1016 nt
Organism: Salmo salar (Atlantic salmon)
Lineage: Eukaryota; Metazoa; Chordata; Actinopteri; Salmoniformes; Salmonidae
Source: RefSeq, a predicted model, not a curated record
UGGUGAUACGCUACCCUGGUGUGGAAACUAAAACGUCUGUUACCAAACAGCAUGGAGAAUCAGUCAACCUUACAUGUGCUUAAGAAUAGAAAAGGGCACUGGAAGGUAAUAACUAAUGUCACAGUCACUGUGAAUGGAGAAUUCAACAACCACACCAACAGGAAUGACACAGCCUCGUUAUAUCCUCCUGGGGAUCCUUACAUAACAGCCUAUGAAGUGGGAGCCUUGUUCAUCUCCUGCCUGUUUGUUACUGCCAUUGUCAUUGUCAUGAUGAAAAAUACCAGGAUUUCGCAAGCAGAAUCUCACACUCUGAGAAUGAAAAGAGAACAAGAUGGAGAGGAGACUCUUAACUCAGACUGCUCCCCAUAUGCUGAGGGCAGAGGAGAGGAUGAGGGGCUCUACUCACUUCUGAAGCUGACUGAAGUGAGAGAUCCUGUGACUGCACAGAACGGAGCUGAAGAACAUGCUGCUGUUGCUGUCGAGACCUAUUCUGUAGUCAUGCUCAAUACUGAGUAUGAGGCCUUUGACCCCCAGGCCACUCAGACAUAAUCCACCUGCUCCCUCAGGAUUGGAGUGAAAGUAUGAGUUACUAGCAGCCAAUAGUUACUCAUAGGAUGUAGAUAAAGUGAGCUAAAGAUAAUGUUUUCAUGAUUGGUCUUUCAUAUUGGAUUUAGACCAGGAUUGGGUGGGGCUGCCAGGGGUUUGUUUGGGAUGAAGGGUGGGAGGGGUUGAGUGUCGGUUAAAAAAACAUUUGUGAUUCUUAUUGAUUGUACAGGUUAUGUGACUCAAUAAAAAACUUAGCUCACAAAAAUGAAGUUACAUUAAAGAGAAAAGGAGGAUUUACUUUCUUUUUUAAUUGAAUGUUUUUGUGUUUAUUCGUGCUCUACUGAACAUUUCCACUAGAUGGUGCUAGUGCUCAGAACUACUGUUGUGCUUACUGUUUCUCUGAUAUAUAGUGUAAUAUGUGUGAUUACCUAAUUAUUUUGUAACAUUGAAUAAACAUUGCAGAAAUAAAA